Rotaria sp. Silwood2 is the source of this 2256-nucleotide messenger RNA. The record is from the annotation of a GenBank genome assembly. NCBI's taxonomy places the organism in Eukaryota, Metazoa, Rotifera, Eurotatoria, Philodinida, Philodinidae.
AUGAGCGAGAAUAACAAUGAACAAAUGGAUCUUGGAAUUGAGACAGCUAGCAAUAAUGAUAUAACAGAUACUGCUAUUGCUGCUGUACCUAUAACUAGUUCAAAUAUGGAAGUAACAACAACAACUGAAAAUUCAACAUCAAAAUUAAAAAUAAUAAUAAAUACAUCAAGAAAAAAAAAGAAUAUAGCAAUUGAUGGUUCUUCAACUGUCAAACAGUUAAAAGAUAUGGUCGCUAAAGAAUUUAAUCUACCAAUUAAUCAAAUUUGUCUUACUUAUUCGAGUAAAAUUCUUAACGAUGAUGAUGAUAAUAUUAACAAAUAUGAUAUAAAAGAUGGUGUUACUAUUAAUUUGGUUAAACAAAUACUUAAAACAAAUACAACAACAUCAAGUGCAUCAGCUAGUUCAACAAUUCCAAAAGGAACUAAUGAUACAUUAGUAUAUGAUGAUCAAACAAAUACAACACAAUUAAACAUUAUGAAUAAUCAAGUACAACAUCAUCAAUUAAUAGAAAAUUCUAUAGUACAAAAUGUAACAAGCAAUUCAGAUUUAUUAUAUUCAUUAUUACUUAGCAAUCCACAAAUGUGUAAUUUAAUGAAACGUAAUCUGGAAACAUCAUAUUUACCUAAUAAUCUUGAUUUACUUCGACAAACAAUGGAAUCUGCUCGUAAUCUAACAAUAUUACAAGAACUUAUGCGUACUUAUGAUCGAAUUUUAAGAAAUAGUGAAAGUACACCAGAUGAAUCUAAUGAUUUACAACGUAUUAAUGAUAAUGAUGUACAAAAACCAAUAUAUUCAGCACCACAAAAACCAUUUGAUAUUAAUCUAUUUUCACAAUUAUUUACUGGAAAUGAAGAAAAUACAACCAUAUCAUGUACGGAAAAUACUAAUCCAUUAACGAAUUCUUCGACAUCUGGUGGUACUAGUACAACAGCAGUUACUACUGCAUCAACUCGUCAACAAGAAUCAACUGAUACAUCCAAAAAUCAACAACAAGAACAAAUCUCUCAAAUGAUAAAAAAUUAUAUAUCUCAAUUAGAUCAAUAUGUUUAUUUAAUUCAAGAUGUUGUUAAUAAACCAUUUAUGCAAUCAUUAAUGAAUUCAAUUGCAACUAAUCCUGAUAUACCAAGACAAAUGGUUGCUAAUAAUCCCAAAUUAUAUGAACAAAUAAUUGAUACUCUAUCAGCUACGAUGAAGGAACAAAUGAGAAAUCUUGACGUUCAAGCAUUAAUGAAAAAUGAUCAAGUACAUGAAGCUAUUAUACAAAUUCAAAAAGAUCUUAAACGUUUACAUGCAAUAGUACCCAAUCUUUUUGGAGCUGGUGGUUUACUUACAGAUCUUAAACGUUUACAUGCAAUAGUACCCAAUCUUUUUGGAACUGGUGGUUUACUUACAGGUAUUUACAAGUAUUAUAACAUUUCAUUAAUUUUUAAGAACAGAAAAUUAAGAAUACGUUUUCUAACUAAUCAUUCUACUAAAAUAUCUACUCUUAAACGAUUAAUUCAACAAAAAAUAACUGUCGCUAUUAUUCAUCUGAAGGCAGAAGCAUCACCUCAAAUAUUAGAUUCUUGUCGCACUAAUGAAUAUGCGACAACAACACGAAAACUGAACGAGGAAAUAUUAAUAGCCAUUAAUCCGUUAGUUUUUGACAAGAAAACGACAGGUGAUGGAAGUGAUAUAACACCGGAAGCUUCAACAUUAUUUUUAAGCAUGCUUUUAUUACAUGAACUUACACACGCUGCUAAACUUAUAUCUCCACAAAAAAAUGAUACACCAAAAUUAGCAUUUUUUAGUACAUAUUCAACGCCACACUGUUAUGAUGGUGGAAAUGUUUUGGAAAGAGAACUGUUAUCUGGUGAACUUCAUAUUAAUAAAGAUUCUAAUUAUUCAGAUGUCAAAUUAUUUAUAGUCGGACAAAAUAAUAUACAUACUAAAUUAUCACAAUCAAAUAUUAUUGAUUGUUUGAAUAAGAACAACUUUAAAUCGUUAUUAGAAGUAGUAGCUGAACCAUCAGAACCUUCAAUUAAACGUAUAUGUACAACUGAAAAUACAAAAACAAGAACAAAUUAUCUUGAAACAGUUGAUGAUGAAAAUGAAGAAAACGAAGAAAAAUUCAUACCAUUACUUCAAUAUCAUGCACGAAAUACUUAUGAACAAACAUAUCAAAUUUAUCCGAAUGAACAUUUUCAAUGUUUAUUAAAUUAUCAUUGUGAAAAAGAUACUUUAACAGACCAAUCACCAGAUGAUCCAGUAUUAUAA